AUGGCCACGUCUAGAACAACGUUCACCGACCAGAAGGACACCUUCGAGGCGGCGCUCAACAGCUUUUUCUCUGGCAAGCCGGAGGAGACCGAGGCCGACCUAACGCGCUUAGUGCACCCGUCGUUCCGUUUGACGGCCGAGUUCGAGGACCUUGAUUUCCCGGGUUUCGUCAAGCACAUCACCUGGCUGCGCGAGAAUCUGCCCGCCAACGCCGUGUCGCUGACCAUUACGCAGUUUCUGGUCGACGGCAAGCAGCGCGCCGACCGCCAUAGCUCGACGACCAAGAUGCCGGACGGCAAUGUGCGCGGCGCCGAGACGUACCUGUUUGCCGAGGUCGCCGACGACGGACGACUUCUCUGGGUAAAGGAGAAUGUGUUGCGGCUCGGCAUUCAGCAGCCGGACGGCACGUUUAUUAAGGACGACGUGGUGCCCAAGACGGGGGAGGCAGAGAAGAAGGAGACGUAG
Sporothrix brasiliensis 5110 is the source of this 465-nucleotide messenger RNA. RefSeq lists its product as uncharacterized. The record is from RefSeq and is a predicted model, not a curated record. Lineage: Eukaryota; Fungi; Ascomycota; Sordariomycetes; Ophiostomatales; Ophiostomataceae. The transcript has a single exon. The coding region runs from base 1 to 465 and encodes 154 amino acids.